Molecule: messenger RNA, 1551 nt
Organism: Dendrobium catenatum
Lineage: Eukaryota; Viridiplantae; Streptophyta; Magnoliopsida; Asparagales; Orchidaceae
Product: E3 ubiquitin-protein ligase SINAT2
Exons: 4
Coding region: 444-1364 (306 amino acids)
Biological process (GO): ubiquitin-dependent protein catabolic process; multicellular organism development
Cellular component (GO): cytoplasm
Molecular function (GO): ubiquitin protein ligase activity; protein binding; zinc ion binding
Source: RefSeq, a predicted model, not a curated record
CAUUGUUGACCUCUAGUCGCGCUCCGACCGAAGACCCAAUGGAAAAAAAAAAAGGAAUGAUUUUCCUAAGGGAAAAAAGAUAAAAUAGAGAUCCUUUGGGACGCAAUGCGUAUUAAAAAUUCGGUUGGGCUAAAGCGGUGGGGACAUGACUGUGGAUCGGCUUUUUCCGGGUUGCGCAAAUGGACAGCGGAAACCGACGGGGACGAGGACAGGAUAAUGGUCUCCCAGUUGAAGAAGCCCUACUCCUCUUUAUAUCAACGAGAACUUCUUCCGCGCCUCCUUACUGUUCAUUUGGAUCUUCUCCCGGUCACUUUCAAGGUCGGGAAUUCGUGUUAUCCAUCGGGACGCCUUUGAUUUUCCGCCACGGUUUCGACUUCUUGUCGAUCUUAAGGAAUUGCUGAUCUAGGUCAAGACAACUUGGCGUAAAGCAGUACCUUGUUUUGAUGUUUCCUGUGAGCCGGAUUUGUAUGGAGGAUCCUAAAGCAGAAGACUCUGAUGAGGAAGAACCUGGCACUUUAAAUGAGUUUGGGAAUGUUCAUCUUGACAAGUCAUUUUCAGCUCCUGGUGUAAAGAGAGGCUUAUCCUCUACCAGUAGUGUUCACGAAUUACUUGAAUGCCCAAUAUGCACAAACUCGAUGUAUCCUCCCAUAUACCAGUGUCCAAAUGGUCACACUCUUUGUUCAAAUUGCAAGCUUAGAGUACAUAAUCAAUGCCCCACUUGUCGCCAUGAACUUGGUAAUAUAAGAUGUCUGGCCCUUGAAAAGGUUGCUGGGUCACUUGAGCUUCCUUGUAAACACCAGGCAAUGGGAUGCUUAGGAAUAUUUCUGUAUUAUGAAAAAUUAAAACAUGAACAGUCAUGCAAAUUCAGGCCUUAUAACUGUCCAUAUGCAGGGUCCGAGUGCCCCAUUACAGGGGACACCCAAAUGAUCAUAACCCACCUGAGAAAUGAUCAUAAAGUGGAUAUGCAUGAUGGCUGCACUUUUAACCAUCGUUAUGUCAAAGCCAACCCACAUGAGGUCGAAAAUGCGACUUGGAUGCUCACAGUCUUCAACUGCUUCGGCCAACACUUCUGUCUUCACUUUGAGGCAUUCGUAUUAGAAAUGGCUCCGGUUUACAUGGCGUUCUUGAGAUUCAUGGGUGAAGAUGAUGAGACAAAGAAGUUCUGUUACAGCUUAGAAGUGGGUGGAAAUGGACGCAAACUGCUGUGGCAAGGGGUGCCAAGGAGCAUCAGGGAUGGUCACAAGAAGGUCAGAAACAACCACGAUGGUCUGAUCAUCCAUCGAAGCAUGGCCUUGUCCUUCUCCGGCGGAAACCACCAGGAGCUCAAGCUUCGAAUAACCGGCCGUAUCUGGAAAGAAGAGUGAAGCAUUUUUCACCUAAAUUCAUGGCCAGAAAGUUUAGGCUCACAAAGCUUGAUGUAAUCAGUAUGUGGACAGUCUGCUCAAAGAUUUGCUUCAUGUAUGCAUUGUGUUUAGCCUUUGUGAAAAAAGUCAUGAUAUUAACAAUUGAAAAUGUUUGAAAGUGGUUUCUGCUUCAUCUUUGCUCAAAAAA